Necator americanus (New World hookworm) is the source of this 624-nucleotide messenger RNA. RefSeq lists its product as uncharacterized. The transcript has a single exon. The coding region runs from base 1 to 624 and encodes 207 amino acids. The record is from RefSeq and is a predicted model, not a curated record. Lineage: Eukaryota; Metazoa; Nematoda; Chromadorea; Rhabditida; Ancylostomatidae.
AUGGUGAAAGCUAAGCUCGCCGUGGCAGGGUUGCUUAGUUUGGAGAGAAGCCUUUUUGCCACUCUAGCAUAUUCACUGCCUCAGUACCCUGCACACUGGGCCCUGCGGUCUCAGACGUCGAACGGUAUGGCGAAGGGUGAGAGGCGAUCAAGUCCAAGGUUGCUCAGGACGUUUUUGAUUCUAAGCCAAGGCGACGCACGCACGACUCACCAUGUCAGACUGUGUACUUACAACGCGAGAACAGUGUCCACAGAUGCUGACCUGCAUGCCCUUCUCGGAGCUGCAGAGCGUAUCAAAUUUCACGUGAUUGCUCUGCAGGAGACCAAGUGCAGAAGAAGCGACGUACGACAGAUGAAUGACGGUACACUCGUCAUUCGUGGAGAGAAGGUUCCGUCGCGAAACGUAGGCGGUGUCGGUUUUGUUGUGCACCCAUCUGUCGUCCAUCUUGUCGAUUCUCACGAGAUCCUGUCACCUCGUCUGGCCAUUCUUCGCCUCCGCCCUCUGCGCCAAAAACCCAUCAAUAUCAUCAACUGCUACUCACCAACAUCAGCAACUGAUGAAUCCGAAUUGGAUGCGUUUUACGAGCAGCUGGAGAAAGUGAUCCGCAAUGAGAAGACCUUCUAA